AAAGCGGGCUACGGGCCGCUCCUUUUCUUAACUCUCCUCCACGAGUUUCCGCGCUCCCAAACCAGGUUCUGUUUGCCCGGCACUGAAUUGCAAGGCCGGGCCCUCAGUUGUUCCCCGAGGGAUACCGGAGCCGUGCUAGCGGUGCCAAGGGUCCGCCGAGGAAGGAAACAUGCUGGCACGUGGGUAAUUGGGCAAGUCUGGACUUGCAGGUACAGUCUGGAGCCAUCGCUCAGCCUCCCACUCCCAGCAGAUGGGGUUUCAGCUGAGCGCUUUCUCCGGGAAGCAGACGGCCCAGAUAUUUUGAUCCCUGCAAAGGCAGACUUUGGAAUGAGCCCCGCGCUACCCUGCCUGCCUGCCAAAGAGUGGUCCGAGGUACUGCUCUAAACCCAAUGGAAUGCCAAGAGAGUGAGUAUCUGGAUGAACACAGGAAGUGUGUUCCCUGUAGGGAGUGUGGCCCCGGACUGGAACUUUCCAAGGAGUGUGGCUAUGGCGAAGGAAGAGAUGCACUGUGCUCUGCUUGCCCUCCCAGGAGGUUUAAGGACAGCUGGGGGCAUCAUGGUUGCAAACCUUGUGUUUCCUGCCUCCUCAUUAACCGAGUCCAGAAAUCCAACUGCACUGCCACUUCUAAUGGAGACUGUGGGGAAUGUCUGCCAGGGUUUUACAGGAAAACCCGGAUUGGCGGGCUGCAGGAUCUGGAAUGCAUCCCCUGCACAAAGCAGACCCCUUCCUCUGAGCCUCAAUGCAGCUCCAGGACUGCCCUGGUGCCCUCCCAAAAUGCCACCUUCCUAGCGCUAACCAGCAGUGUACCGGUCAUCAUUGUGUUGGUGCUGCUGGCACUCGCCAUCAUCUUCGGCAAGCGCUUCUGGAAGAGCCAGUGUCAGCGAGUAUUUCUGAAGACUCAUAAUUUCUCGGCUCAGAGGGUGAUGUUCCAGGCCUCAGCCAUGCCAAGCAGAUUUCCCUGUGACGAACAGAUGUCUAGUCCCUGCUGCUUGGGUGUGGAGAACCUGAGCCCUUGCUCCAGACAAGCAGAAGGUCCUGUUGAGCCAGUUCAGUUCAUUUCGGAUGGUGAAGCCAUAGGCCUGCACAUCCCUGCUCUCCAGCCCAAUGCGCAGGUGAUAGCCGUCAGCUCCAGUCCUAAAUUCCAGCUGGCAAGGAGCAUCUUGGAGACCCAACCCCUGAUAAGAAACUCAGAGAGCAGCGACUGUUCUGCAGGUGGCUGUUCAUCCUCAGAUGCCCGGCAUGACCCAGCUGGAUUCACAGAGGCCCCGACUCCUCUCUCAUCAUGUGCCUCCGAGAUGCAGCCCAAGUGGCCCCAUGCCCCAGUGGAGUGCACCGAGCUAGACCUGCAGAGAUUCUCCACCCAAGUUGAGUUCCCAGGUACCAAAACCCAGGAGGAUGUGGAGAAGCAGGCGGCUCAGAGACACACAGAUGAGCUAACCCUUGAAGUGCCUGUGAGCGGUGCCCCUGAGAUAACACAAAGUGAACUUGUUCUGCAAGCUGCAAGGGGAUCAUUGUCAUCCUUCCAAAAUCCCGUUGCUGAAAGUGGGGAACAGGCUGUAAGUUCUUCCCAUCUUGUCCCCCUCUGUGUAAGAACAACAGCUACUAUGGGCCUCGCACAGGGAGAGGGGAUAGCAGAGAGGCUCAGGGCACAAACCCUUUUACCCCUGAACAGAUUCAGACCCAGAACUGGCUGGUAGUGACCAAAAGACAUCACCGCCUGCUACUCAGUGACCUGUGUGAUAUGAAUGUGGUGGGGACAGAGCCCAGUUCCCAUUGGUUGGGAAGCAUCCACCACUUCCACAGGCAUUGAGAGCCCGAGGAAAUCUACCAGUUGUGGUGCUUUUAUUGUGUGCAAGUAACUGCUCUAAGACUCACCAUCUUGUUUCCUGUGGUUCACCAAAAUGCAAAACUCAGUCACUACCUACCUGGGCCUGGCAAAAUGGCUAAGUCCAAGUACAUUCUUAACUCAGCAGAAUCUGUGCACUUACCCACAGAGCCAUACAUCACCCAUUAUCAUCUGUGCAUGUUUGCCAGGAUGGAAAGCUGAGCUGAGCAGUGAUGUAGCUAGAAGGGCCCACUUG
Molecule: messenger RNA, 2081 nt
Organism: Pelodiscus sinensis (Chinese soft-shelled turtle)
Lineage: Eukaryota; Metazoa; Chordata; Testudines; Trionychidae
Gene: EDA2R
Product: ectodysplasin A2 receptor
Biological process (GO): positive regulation of canonical NF-kappaB signal transduction; positive regulation of JNK cascade
Cellular component (GO): plasma membrane
Molecular function (GO): protein binding; signaling receptor activity
Source: RefSeq, a predicted model, not a curated record